AUGGCACAGGCACAACCAGAAGAGAAGAUCCACGAGAACCCAGAAAAGGAUAUCCAAGAAACAGGGAAUUCCAGCUUCAAAUUCAAUGCCCAAGCUCCUGAAUUUGUUCCAAGAUCGCAAACCCAAAUGCCAAUUUCGGGUUAUUUCUAUCCCUGCUUCCAGAUUCUUGGUGGGUCUGGUGAUUCUGAUUGGUUCUAUGUUGGGGAUCAAGACCCUGCAUGUUUCAUCCCCACUGCCAAUGUUGCACUACCAAAUUACUCCAAGAAUAUCCUUACCCCUGAUCUUCAGCAAAAGAUUGUCAAACAGGUGGAGUAUCAGUUCAGUGACAUGAGCUUGCUAGCAAAUGACUCUUUCCAGAAACAGGUGAAUAAAGAUCCUGAAGGUUAUGUUCCAAUAACCCUCAUUGCUUCCACAAAGAAGAUCAAGUCCCUCGUUAGUAACGUUCAUCUGCUUACCCAAGCUCUCCGUUCAUCGUCAAAACUUGUUUUGAGUGCUGAUGGCAAGAAGGUUAAACGUAAGCAUCCUUUCACUGAUAAGGAGAAAGAGGAAUUGCAGUCUCGUACUGUUGCGGCAGAGAAUUUACCUGAUGAUCAUUCCAAUCAAAAUCUUCAGAAAAUAUUUAGUGUAGUUGGGAGUGUGAAAACGAUCAGAAUAUGCCAUCCUCAAGAAUCUAAUUCUUCCCGCCCAAAAGGUGAUUUCUUCGUCAGUAACAAGCUCCAUGCACUUGUGGAGUAUGAGACAUCAGAUAUAGCUGAGAAAGCUGUUGAGAAGUUAAAUGACGAAAGGAAUUGGAGGAAAGGGAUGCGAGUCAGGAUGCUGCUUAGAUGCUCGCCAAAAUCUGUAUUGAAGAGUAGAAAGUCGGAAUUUGAUGGCUAUAUAGAUGACGAUGAGAUACUUCAUUCUGAAACUGCUGAGGAUUCUUCUCAUCCAAACAACACUGAAUCAUUUGGUGAGACUAAUGUUGAUGAAAAUUCAGUAGGAUCUAAGAAAGGAUGGGCUAGAGGACGUGGAAAGGGCAGAGGACGCACUCAAAGCCAUACUGGACGUGGCCUUCUUGCCCCACCAUCUCAAUCAAGUAGCAUUGUCCUGUGUGAAGCAUCUACUAAACUCAACACUAAGGGCCCAAGAAUGCCAGAUGGGACAAAAGGUUUCACCAUGGGACGGGGCAAGCCAAUUAGUUCUGCUCUAGCCACUUCACCUCAGGCGUAA
Molecule: messenger RNA, 1209 nt
Organism: Gastrolobium bilobum
Lineage: Eukaryota; Viridiplantae; Streptophyta; Magnoliopsida; Fabales; Fabaceae
Product: la-related protein 6C
Exons: 10
Coding region: 1-1209 (402 amino acids)
Biological process (GO): RNA processing
Cellular component (GO): nucleus
Molecular function (GO): mRNA binding
Source: RefSeq, a predicted model, not a curated record